AUGUCUGACAAGUGCGAGCUGUUGGGCCCAUUUUCGCUCCUCGUCCAAGGUUUCAUGGGCGUCUGCGCGCUACUUUCUUUGGUAUGGAAGCGCUCAAGAGAAUACCCCAACCGAAGGCCUUGGAAAAUAUGGCUUUUCGACGUGUCUAAGCAAGUGAUAGGGGCACUGGGGAUCCACAUGCUCAACGUGUUUAUGAGCAUAUUGGGUGGAAGAUCAGACGAAUGGUUUGUAAAUCUUUCUCAACACACAUCGCCUUACUAUCUUUCGGGGUCGCCACCUUCAACUCCGCUCGAGCCCCCAAAUCAAGACUUUGAUAACCCAUGCGACUACUACUUUCUUAAUAUCCUUUUCGACACAACCAUUGGAAUCCCCAUUCUUUGGGGACUGCUGCAUGUUAUUUACAAGCUGGCUCGCAACGCUGGGAUUGAGGGCAUAGAGUCUGGCGAAUAUGGCAAUCCUCCAAAAUAUUCUUACUACUCGAAGCAACUUGCCCUCUAUUUCGUUGGAUUGGUGUCGAUGAAGCUUAUCAUAUACAUUCUCCUUGUCGCCUGCCCAUUUUUAGUUCGCUUCGCUUACUGGCUGUUGUCGUGGUCCGAUUCCGUGCCUAGAUUACAAGUUGCUUUCGUUAUGCUACUGUUCCCUCUAAUCAUGAACAGCUUUCAGUACUACAUCGUCGACACAAUCAUCCAGAGCAACGAAUACAACCACCACAGCCUCAAGAUUCCCGAGGAACACGCAGCAAACGAACAGCAAGCUGACGCCGCCGAGUAG
This is a messenger RNA of Ogataea philodendri, 771 nucleotides long. RefSeq lists its product as uncharacterized. The record is from RefSeq and is a predicted model, not a curated record. NCBI's taxonomy places the organism in Eukaryota, Fungi, Ascomycota, Pichiomycetes, Pichiales, Pichiaceae. Bases 1 to 771 code for a protein of 256 amino acids. The transcript has a single exon. Gene Ontology annotation, cellular component: membrane.